This is a messenger RNA of Gaeumannomyces tritici R3-111a-1, 2430 nucleotides long. Its product is annotated as nucleolar complex protein 2. The transcript has a single exon. The record is from RefSeq and is a predicted model, not a curated record. Gene Ontology annotation, biological process: ribosomal large subunit biogenesis. Gene Ontology annotation, cellular component: nucleoplasm; nucleolus; Noc1p-Noc2p complex. Lineage: Eukaryota; Fungi; Ascomycota; Sordariomycetes; Magnaporthales; Magnaporthaceae. Bases 1 to 2430 code for a protein of 809 amino acids.
AUGGCGCCCUCAAAGAAGAAUCUCAAGGCGACCAGGAAAUUCGAAAAGAAGCAUCUGAAGGGCGUCCUGGAAAAGCGCAAGACCGAUGCCAAGAUCAAGCAGCGGGCGCAAGUCAAGGCGAAGAAGCAGGCUAAAAAGUCGGCCGAUGCCUCCUUCUACAAGUCUAGCGACAAUGCCGACGGCGGCGCCUCCAAGCCCGCCGCCAAGAGGCGGCCGGGCGCUACUGUUGGCGAGAUGAGCGUCGACGACUUCUUCAAGGGAGGCUUCGAGAUCCUCGAUGGCAAGGAUGCGGGCGCGGGUGUAGGGAAGAAGGCCAAGGCCAACGGGAAGCUGGGCAAGAGGAAACGAGACGAGUCGGAUGCUAAGCGCCAGCCUAGCGCUGGCAGCGGCGACGAAGACGAGACGAGCGACUCAGGUUCCUCGGUCCAGGACGGUUUCGUCGAAAGCGACAGUGACGACGGCUCCGCCAUCGACGACGAGGAUGUGGGCAUGACCAAGGAGGCCAUGGAUGCGCUGGCCGAGAAGGACCCCGAGUUCUACAAGUUCCUGAAGGAGAACGAUCCCGAGACCCUCGACUUCGACGAGAACGUCGACAUGGCCGAGGUGGAUGCGCUGAGCAGCGGGGGCGAGGAGGAGCCGGACCAGGAGGAGCAACCCAAAAAGAAGCGCAAGAAGGACAAGAAGAAGAAGAAGAAUGCGGAUAGCGACGAAUCUGAGGAGGAGGACGAGUUUGUCAGGAAGAACGAGCUCACGCGCGAGAUGGUGGCCAAGUGGAAGAAGUCGCUCGACGAGACAAAGUCUCUGCGGGCGGCGAGGCAGGUGGUGCUGGCAUUCCGGAGCGCUGCGCACUUGAACGAGGACCAGGUCGAGGGCGAGAGGGCACAAAAGUACAGCAUCUCGAGCCCGCAGGUGUUCCACGACAUCCUGGUGGUGGCGCUUAAGCAGAUCCCCGAGGUUCUGCAGCACCAUGUCCCCGUCAAGGAGUCGGCGUCGCACAAGACGUAUGUGCAGACCGAGGGCAAGAAGUUCAAGACGCUGUCGAUCCUCAUCAAGAGCUACACGGCGUCGGUGCUGCACCUGCUGCGCACGCUCUCGGACGACGGCACUCUCAAACUGACGCUGUCGGCACUGACGCCGCUGCUGCCGUAUCUGCUCUCCUUCCGCAAGCUGCUCAAGAACCUGAUCAAGACCGUUGUCGGCUUCUGGGCCCAGGCUAGCAGCAGCGAGUCGACGCGCAUCACGGCCUUCCUGGUGCUGCGUCGCCUAGUCGUCAUUGGCGACAAGGGCGUGCGCGAGGCCGCGCUCAAGGCCGUCUACCACGGCCUGGUCCAGGGAAGCCGGGCCACCAACGCCAUCACCAUCCAGGGAAUCAACCUGAUGAAGAACUCGGCCGCGGGUCUCUGGGGCAUCGAUCAGGCUAUCGGCUACACCACCGCCUUCAGCUUCAUCCGCCAGCUUGCCAUCCACCUGCGCAACAGCAUCGUGCACAACCAAAACGACGCCUACCGCGCCGUCUACAACUGGCAGUAUGUCCAUUCGCUCGACUUUUGGUCCUGCGUCCUGUCGGAGCAUUGCAGUUCCCUCGCCGAGGCUGAGGCAGGGCGCGAGAGCCAGCUCCGCCUCUUGGUCUACCCCCUGGUCCAAGUCACUCUGGGUGCCAUGCGCCUGAUCCCUACCGCCAUCUACUUCCCCUUGCGCUUCCACCUGAUCCGAUCGCUGCUGCGCCUGAGCCGCGCCACGGGCAUUUACAUCCCGCUCGCUUCGGCCCUUCUCGAGGUCCUCUCGUCGGCAGAGAUGCGCAAGGCUCCGCGCCCCGCCACGCUGAGGCAGCUCGACUUUGCAGUUGCUUACAAGGCGCCGAAGUCGUAUCUGCGCACGCGCGUCUACCAGGACGGCGUAGGCGAGCAGACGGCCGAGCUGCUGGCCGAGUACUUUGCGCUGUGGUCCACUAACAUCGCCUUCCCCGAACUGGCCCUGCCCGUCGUCGUCGGCCUGAAGCGCUGGCUGAAAGACGCGCGCAAAAGGUCAGGCAACAAGAAUAACAAGCUUCAAGCGUCCAUUGUGCUAUUGGUACAGAAGAUUGAAGCCAACUCCAAGUUUAUCGAGGAGAAGAGGUCAAAGGUGGACUUUGCGCCUAAGAACAGAACCCAGGUUGAUGCCUUCCUCAAGGACUUUGAGUGGGAGAAGACACCGAUCGGCGCCUUUGUCAUCACACAGCGGAGAGUCAAGGCAGAGAAGGAGAAGCAGCUGGCGGAGGCAAGGAAAGAGGAAGACCAAAAACGGAGGGAAGAUGAGGGUGAGGCCAAGGUGGCCGAUGCUGAGGAUGACGGGGAGGAGGAGGAGGACAACGAUGAAGACGAUGAAGAUGACGACGAGGUUGAUGAGGACGGCGAGGCAGAAAGCCAAGAGGACGACGAGCACAGCGACUAG